This is a messenger RNA of Miscanthus lutarioriparius, 1149 nucleotides long. The record is from the annotation of a GenBank genome assembly. Lineage: Eukaryota; Viridiplantae; Streptophyta; Magnoliopsida; Poales; Poaceae.
AUGGGAGGAAGGGGCGCGACGCUCGCCUUGUUGGCGGUGGUGGUUCUUGCGGCGGUCGGCGGCGCUGGCGCCGAGGCGGAAUCGAGCGAGGCGUCGGCCAAGGGGAGGUACCACGCGCUCUUCAACUUUGGGGACUCGCUAGCCGACGCUGGCAACCUCAUCCAGAACGGCACACCGGAGAUCCUGGCCACCGCGCGCCUGCCCUACGGCCAGACCUACUUCGGGAAGCCCACCGGCCGCUGCUCCGACGGACGCCUCGUCAUCGACCACCUCGCGCAAGAGUUCGGCCUGCCGCUGCUACCGCCGUCCAAGGCCAAGAACGCCAGCUUCGCGCACGGCGCCAACUUCGCCAUCACCGGCGCCACCGCGCUCGACACGCCCUACUUCGAGGCCAAGGGGCUCGGUGCCGUCAUCUGGAACUCCGGAGCGCUCAUGACCCAAAUCCAGUGGUUCCGUGAUCUCAAGCCUUUCUUCUGCAACACCACGGAGGCAUGCAAGAAAUUCUUUGCCAAGGCGCUGUUUGUGGUCGGUGAGUUUGGCGGCAACGACUACAAUGCGCCCCUCUUUGCGGGCAUGGGCAUCCCAGGGGCCUACAAAUUCAUGCCGGAUGUCAUCCAGGGCAUCUCUGACGGUAUUGAGGCACUGAUUGCUGAGGGGGCUGUGGAGAUGAUUGUGCCUGGUGUCAUGCCCACCGGCUGCUUCCCAGUGUACUUGAACAUGCUUGAUGUGUCCGAAGAGGGAAAGGGCUCCCGCAGUGGGUGUGUCCGCCAGUACAACACAUUCUCCUGGGUGCACAAUGCACAUCUCAAGGCCAUGCUUGAGAAGCUCCGGGCUAAGCACCCCAAUGUGAGGAUCAUAUAUGGCGAUUACUACACUCCAGUUAUCCAGUUCAUGCUUCAGCCUGAGAAGUUUGGUUUUGCCAAACAACUGCCUAGGGCAUGUUGUGGGGCUCCAUCGACUCCUGAGAGAGCAGCUUACAACUUCAAUGUCACGGCCAAAUGUGGCGAGCCUGGUGCAACUGCCUGUCCUGAUCCGACAACCCAUUGGAGCUGGGAUGGCAUUCACCUGACGGAAGCUGCUUACCGCCAUAUCGCCAAAGGCUGGUUAUAUGGGCCUUUCGCGGACCAACCAAUCAUCCAAUCCUCAUGA